AUGGAGACACCCUUGACCCAACAAUCAAGGCCAGACUCUUUUGAACCCAAAAUCAUCCAGCUCUAUCUCCAUCUCUUCAACGUUCUUGCAAACGAGGAUGUCUAUGAUGUGGUGCCUUCCGAAGGGUUUUGGCGGGAAUUCUUCCUGCUCAAGCCCGACAAACAGCGACUCUAUGACAUUCUCGAGCCCAUGACUGCUUUUGAUCUGGUCCACAUGCAAGCUCAGAUGAGGGUAUUCUUCAAGCGUGCCAUAGCUGAAGCAGGCUCAGGAGAUUUCCCACGCAAUGAAAAUGCUCUAGACAACCUGACAGCUUUCCUGUGCGCUGUCUUUACCAAGAAGUACACCAACCCCAAUACCGAUGUCAUUGAAGUACUUGCCGGGCUGGACACGAUUGAUAGAUUGAUGUCCGACCUUGUCCAUAUACUUGAAACAACCAUCCGCCAGGCGGAUAAAGAUGCUUUGCGAAGCAAAGCACUCGAUACCGUCCUGGCACUGGUUGCGGGCGGAUUUCACACAAGUCUCGUUACCUAUUUCAUGCACCGUGAUCUGUUCUCGGCGUUGACAAAGUAUGUCCACGAUAUACCCGAAUCUCCCAUCACCGCUCUCAAAUCGUCCAUUGUCAUCGGUAUAUUGUCCAGUUACAACAAAUUUGAAGCUCAGAACGUGUACCAGAACCGGCUGGAGGAUUUCGUCAACGAGGAAACAAUCCGGCUUCUGGUUCGUAAUUUCGCCUCGGCUUGUUUGGCUAUACGUGAACAGUACGUGUUUGUUCAAGAUGAUUAUCCUGCACCAUGGAGCCUGAAUUCGACACUGGUCAUGGUCGGACUUCGGGCGUUGUCAACUGACGCAAAGAAACCAGCGCCUCCCUCGGAGGAGGAAGCCAAGUCUUUGCUCCUUUCCCUGCCCGGGGAAGAUGCGGCUUGUAUUCUUUCGCUCUACUCUUUCACCCAGGCAAACAGACUAUUCGCCGCGAAUCUUUUGAACUUGCCCGCCGACAAAGACCGGGAGACACCCUUUUCUGCGUUCCUGUCGAUGACCUCAUAUAUCUCACAUCAUGCCUACCGGGGACCACGACAGUCAACGUACGCUGUUUUGAGCUUGCUGUCCAUCAGGAUCAUCGUAGAGGACCCUGUCCUGGCCAAAAGAAUUUGUUCGGCGGAUGCGAAGACCUUAUUUAGAUUGUGUCGUCAAAGGCCACCUCACCUUCCAUUGGUCACCUCUGCCCGGAUCCCAGCGACUGCGAUUCUGGAUGUAUGUACGGACAUUCUCAGCCACAAUCUGAGAAAGAGGCUGGACGUGCGGUUGUACAGCCUUGCUUUGGGUAUCAUCUUACGUAUAGUUACCCACCUGGAACAGACCAAAACACGUCUUCAGCAUCAUUGGGCAUACAUUUGGGGCUCGCUCUUGUCACUCAUGCGAUUUCUUGCGCAGUACGCCAGCGAUCUGAAGCACGUCAGGGACAUUCGAGAAGAUUUGUGUGCGACACUCGCGAGUCUCGCUGCAUUCUGCCUAUCCAAGGGUGAUGGAUUUUUACCAGAUCCGUCCAGUUUUGACGACUUCUUCUACAAGCUCAUCGAGGCAAAUGAUGUUCUGCACAGGUUCAAACAAGCAUAUUGCGACGGAGCCCACUCCGAGACUUUGAAGCGAUCGAUCGAGGCGCUGAUCAGCGUCUCAUCUCAUUAUCAUGAAUUAUUGAAAGUACAACAUGGCAAGAAGACGCAUCAGUCACCGGCAGCAAUUCAAAAGGUCAUCAAGGAAGGCUAUGAAACGUUGAAUCUCGAAGUGGACGAAGGGUUUGGCCGGUGGGACAAGUGGCGUGAAAGCAACUGGAAAGCUGAAGUGAAAAAGAUGAUCAGAGUAGCGGUUGAAGACGCCAGAAUCUUUGCUCUGAGAUGA
Molecule: messenger RNA, 1896 nt
Organism: Fonsecaea erecta
Lineage: Eukaryota; Fungi; Ascomycota; Eurotiomycetes; Chaetothyriales; Herpotrichiellaceae
Exons: 4
Coding region: 1-1896 (631 amino acids)
Biological process (GO): regulation of Golgi organization
Cellular component (GO): cytosol
Source: RefSeq, a predicted model, not a curated record